GUCUAUUUCGUACCUCGUUUGUGACCAUAUCUAGCCACCGUACCGCCAUCUAAGUAAAAGAUGAACUUCACGUUACAGUAUCGACACAAAGAUACAAUGUGUGCAUCAUACUUCACAAUGGCCUUCUUAUACAUGCACGGAAUCUAAUAGAAUUGUAUACGUUCGACUACUUCCUAGUAUACAUCGUCUGGUGUCGCGUCAUUAUUUAAAAAAAAAAAGAAAAAAAAGAAUGGAGAAUGUAGGGAAGAUCAUCAUAGUAUGGGGCAGAAAAAGAAUCGAAAUUCCAGACGUGAACCUGGAUGAUACCGUUCGCGGUCUGAAAGAACGAAUAUACAAGGAAACUAACAUCCUUCCGGAACGUCAAAAACUUUUGAACCUUCGAACCAAAGACAAAGCAUGUCAAGAUGAGGAGAUCCUAAGGAACUUGGGCAUGAAGCCUGGAUUCAAGCUAAUGUUGAUGGGAUCUCGUGAAGAGGACAUAGCUAAAGUGUGUCACGCGCCAAAAGACUUACCUGAUGUAAUUAAUGACUUUAAGACUGAAGAGGAAGAGAUAGAGAUAGAGAAUGUUAAGCUGUGCUUGUUUCAAAUCCAAUGUAGAAUCGGUUUGUACAGGUUUGUAGAAUUAAAUCCAUUCAGAGAAGGAAAGAAACUACUGGUGCUCGAUAUAGACUACACCAUUUUCGAUCCCAAAUCAACAGCGGAAAGUGGUGUGGAAUUGAUGCGUCCCUUCCUACAUCAAUUUUUAACCCUGGCUUAUCUAAAUUAUGACAUAGUAAUUUGGUCAGCGACUAGUAUGAAAUGGAUUAAUGAAAAAAUGAAAGUGCUCGGUGUUUCCAGCAAUCCUUAUUACAAAAUAGCGUGUCACCUUGACUCCAAUGCUAUGAUCAAUGUUCACACAUCAAAAUAUGGUACUAUCACGGCAAAACCGCUUGCUAUCAUUUGGGGAAAAUACAAGCAGUUCUCUGCAAAAAAUACGAUCAUGUUCGACGAUAUCAGAAGGAACUUUAUUAUGAAUCCACAAUCGGGAUUAAAGAUAAAGCCAUUCAGACACGCGCACAUCACCAGAAGAAAAGACAGGGAAUUAUUAAAGUUAUCUCAAUACCUAAAAUUAAUAGCUAAAGUAGAUGAUUUUCAGACACUUAAUCACAGAAAAUGGCAAGAAUAUAUAAUCGAUAAAACCAAAGAAGAGAAGAAAACUAAGGAAGGAAAUGAAGGCAGGACCGAGUAACCGAAAUUUUUUUUUCUUUUUUUAAGAAUGUUAAAUGCUUGUCAAAUCUUACGAAUUUUUUCAUUACACAAACGGAUACAUUUCAAAUAUUUCAAGUAAAACCUAUCGACCAACCCGCGAGUUCACAGGCAAUUAUCAAAAUUUGUUUGGAAGAUGAACACAGUGUAUAGGAAGGACAUCUUUUAAAUAUUCUUCCAUGAACAAUAUACGUUGAUACGUUGAUACGUUGAUACGUUGAUUAAUCGUUAAUCGCAUAUUUUCACACGCUUCUUUGUAUUUAUGAUGUACUUAUCAGUUAUUGUGAAACAUAUAUAAAAUAUGUAAUCACAGAUUAUCGAAAUAAAUCUUGUGUAUUUCGAA
Bombus pascuorum is the source of this 1588-nucleotide messenger RNA. RefSeq names its product ubiquitin-like domain-containing CTD phosphatase 1 (gene Ublcp1). Bases 230 to 1228 code for a protein of 332 amino acids. Gene Ontology annotation, cellular component: nucleus. The transcript has 2 exons. Lineage: Eukaryota; Metazoa; Arthropoda; Insecta; Hymenoptera; Apidae. Gene Ontology annotation, molecular function: phosphoprotein phosphatase activity; protein binding. The record is from RefSeq and is a predicted model, not a curated record.